This is a messenger RNA of Chelonus insularis, 3667 nucleotides long. RefSeq lists its product as uncharacterized. The coding region runs from base 311 to 3559 and encodes 1082 amino acids. The record is from RefSeq and is a predicted model, not a curated record. The transcript is spliced from 3 exons. Lineage: Eukaryota; Metazoa; Arthropoda; Insecta; Hymenoptera; Braconidae.
AGCUCUUGUUGGAUGUGUGUGUAUAUAAUAGAUUCAGUUAUUUUGUUAGAGGUAGAGAUAAAUUUAAUUAUUAGAAAUAUAUUUUCAUUCAACUUUUUAUAAAACUAAUUAUUUUUUCAUCAAUUAUUAAAUAAGCUCACUAAAAGAUGUAUGAUUUUAUUGAGAACAUAUGCCAUAUUUUCAAAUAAGAUUUUGAGGUUAUAUAGAAGUUUACAAAUUUUGAAUAUAAACAGUUAUCGUUAUUUGAAAUUAUAUUUAUUGAAAAUUUUUUCAAUAUUAUUUAUUGUAUAUUAAAUAUUAAUUUAUAAUAAUGGCUCGAAGAAGAAGUUUAAAUCGUCGCUGGUCGCGUAGAUCAAUAAAUGAUUCUGCAGUUCUUGAUCAAGAUUCCAAUUACAUUGAUGAAGAAGAUGACACUUUUUGGAGACACCUUCCAGACCAAACAAGAUAUUCUAAUAGGGCAAGUGUACAGGCGUCCAGUGAAGCUUUUUUGAACUCCAAUUCAAGAAUUAUCGAUGAUGAUGACAUUGAAGCUACAGAAUGGUGGAAUCAUUUACACAAAACUAGUCAAGAUCUUUUGAUACCUAAAGAAACAGCUAGAACUGAAAUUUCUAAUUCAGAAUUAGCAAAUGUAUCAAAUGCUACGUCUCAUUCAGAUGCUAAUAGUAUUACUGAAGCUAUUAAAAAGAGGAGAGUUAUGCUUGGAGCAAAAAGGAAAAGUUUGCGUAAUAAUCCAUUCUCUCAAGCUUUAGACUCAUCAGAUAUCGCAAGUGAAUCAGAGUCAAUACCAACACUUGAAAAAAAAGAUAGUUCUCAAAAUUUGUCAAAAGUAAUUGAAGAAGGAAUGCGCGAAUCGAAACGAUCUAGACUUUCCAUCAAAUCUAAUAUCAGAUAUUCGCCAGAGAGUAAUACAAGUACUGAUACAGAAAAAAUAUCUAAAGCUAGACCAUUAUUAUUCAGAAGGCCUAAACGAAAAUCGUCGUAUGCUUUUGAUAAAAUUCUUUCACAAGAUGAUUCAACCGUUGAACAAUCGUCUAAUCUAAAUGAAAAUGAAACUUUAGAUGAUGAAAAUGAAGUACAAAAAAAUAAUGAGGAUACAAACAAGACGAAAGAAUUUAUGACUCAACCCCGAUCACCGUUUGAUAAGAUACGUAGGUCAUCCAGAAAAUUCAAAAGUAAUAUUAUUAUUGAAAGCCAAGAAGACAAAGAUGACCAAAAAUUAUCUCAAAAUUCAAAUAUACAAAAAAUAUCACAAAAAUCGAUAGACAAUUCUAUACAUGAUAAAAAUGAUGAAAUAUCUGAAGAUACCCCAAAAAUUAUGGAUACAUCGAUAAGAAAAAGAACAAAAAAUUAUCGUAAACAAAGUAGCGAUAGCGAAAAGAAUUUUAAAUUGCAAUUGUCUGAUGGAAAAAUAUCAGAAGAUAAUAAAAUAUCACCAAUUCGAUCACAUCAUAGUUUACACAUAUCUCACUCAUCAUCUUCUGAAAGUGAAAUCAUCGAGACUCGAAAAUCAAAUCAUUCAUCAGAGAAAAUAAAUGAUAAUGUAUCUGAUCAGAAUGAAGCUAUAUCCAUUGAAAUUAUUCCAAAUAAAGACAAGUCUAAAAAAAGCCAUAGUGAAUUAUUUAGAACUAAUGAAAAAUUGAGUGUUCAAGGAGAAAAAUUGAGUGAAGUUAACCAAGAAAAUCAUGAAACUGAUCAAGAAAAUUUAUCGAAUAAAACGUCGUCAACAGAAAGUCUUUUUGAAGUUCAAAAAAUUGAAUUGCACAUUUUCGAAACACCACAAGAACAAUUAAAUUCCCAAAGUUUGAUACGUCAAGAUGAAGUAGUUGAUCGUGAGAAUGAAGUAGAAUUCGAGAUUGUAGAAAAUGAUGAAGAUUCUAAUAUAUAUGACAAAUCGAUACAGAAAUCAGCAACUAGAAUUUCGAAUAAUAAAAAAAAGCGAUCAUCACAACAGCAAAUAGCUGAAGUAAGUCAGCAUGAUGUUGAAAAUGAAAUAGAAUCAAAUUUAGAAAAAAGAAGAAUCAUUUUACAUAGACAAUCCCGAAGAUCUUCGAAACAAAGAAUAAAAGAAAACUCUUUCAGUAAUAGUAUAAAAGAAUCUAGUUUUGAACAACGAAAUGUAUCUAAUAAUGAAAACAAUGAUUCAUUGAAACAACAAAUGUCUCGAAUAAUACCUUCAAUUCAUGAAGAUAAAGAACAUUCAGAAUUGGGAGAAGAUAUACAAAAUAAUAAACGUGAGAAAAUUUCAAAAUCUCUUAAAAAUAAACAAAUUCCAUUAAAUUCAUUAAUCGACAACGAUAAACAGAAUGAAACUGAAAAGUCUCAAGAGUUAUUAAAAAAUAGAAGAACUAAAGAAAUAUCAGUAAGUUACAGUGAUGAAGAACAAGAAUCAGACAAAGAAAAUGAUGAAACGGAGAAGUUGAGAAAUAGACAGACUCAAUCACAUUUAUUGAUUAAUGAAGAUGAAGAUAAAAGAGGAUCAGAGUUGACAGAAGAAACAGAGAAUACAACUGAACAGAUCCAAGAAUCAAUAAAACAACGAAAAUUGUCAUCGAUGCAAUCGAUUUCCCGUAAAUUAUUUUCAGAAAAUUUAGAAGAUAGGUCGAGUACUAUGACAGAAUUAUCAGAAAAGAGCAGAGAAAGCCAUAGUAGUAUUAGAAAAAUUGAUCCUUCAGCUUACGAACUUCCUCAUAGAACCCGAAGUGAUUAUAGUGAGUUUGAUACAGAUGAUAUUAAUGAAAGUCCAACGAUAGCUAAUGGUGAACCUGUUCAAAUGAUGACAGACAAUAACGUAAAUUUAUCUACUCCUUCAACUGAUAUACAAACACGUUUACCGAGUACAUCAACCAAUCAACGUAACAAAUUAUUAAAAACAUUUAAACCUUCAAUAAUGAAUACUCUUGAUAAUUAUUUAUUAAAAUCAAGGAGUAGAUUAGAACGAACUGAAGAUACUCAAUUAUCACAAGAACAAUUACAAGCAUUGGAAGAUAAGUUAAAGAGAAUUAAAGAAAAAACCGAUCAAAUAACUCAAAAAGAAGUAAAAAGAGUUCAUGAGAAGAUUGUAAAGUUACAAAAUUCUGUCGAUAUAAAAUCAACAGUUCGUAAUAAUUAUGGCAACUUUCAAAAUAAAAGUAAAACUCCAAAAAAGCCAAUCAACAAAGCUUACAUAGUAGAUGGAAUAUUUUAUAAACAACCAAAAUUACCCAGACCACAAAAAUGGGCGACUAAUCGUCUUUAUAAAUUUUUAUGGAAAACAAUGGAACCUAAAUAUAAUUUAGAUACAAGAAGAAAAUCAGAAAAGUUUGUACAAUAUUUAUCUGACGUAGUUAAAGUUAUUAAAAGGAGGAAAAAUUUUGAAAGCUAUGAAGAAGAUCUUAAUGAACUUAUUAAGAAGAUGGCACAGCUAGGAAUUAUAAAAACGAGAAUGGACUUUCAUAAUUUUUGUACUGAUUUUUUACCUUAUGAAUUCAGGGUCAAAGUUACUCCCAUGUUAAUGCCUGGUAAUCGUACGAAUAUACCAUUUGACCCUGAUAUUCUUACAGUUCCAAUCAUAAAUAAAUAAUGAUGCUCAAUCAUUUAUGUGCCUGAUACAAUGUUAUCAACUUUGUAUUUAUAAGUUUAGUUUAAAAAAUUAUAAAUAUUUAUAUAAUUCCAUCAGUGAUGAUUUCUC